CGUUAUGGUGCUAUAUUAAUCGACAUGAUGCACAUUUGUACUGUUAAAUGGCACUCAACAUUUUUAGCCAAUAUAUUUAAUAGGCUUCUUAUCUAUUUGUUAAUGAAUCUUUUAUCUGAGUUAAAUCUAAAAUCUUCUUGAAACUUGAGCAUUAUUUGCUAUACUGUGAUUUGCAUAGCCAAUCUUCCUCUCUACUAGUUUUUUGGGUAUGAAAUUGUCUCUUCUUCCACCAGGAUGCACAUCAACAGGCAGAGAUAUUAAAGAGUGAGAAGGAGGAUUCGUUGAAAAAGCUUUCACAAGCUGAAAGGAUACUAGCAGAAGGAAGAGACAGAGUAAAUAAGCUUGAGGAAGACAAUGCAAAACUACGUCGAGCUUUUGAACAGAGCAUGUCAAGAAUUAACAGGAUGUCAAUGGACUCUGACUAUUUUGUCGACAGGCGAAUAGUAAUCAAAUUGUUGGUAACCUACUUCCAGAGAAACCACAGCAAAGAGGUUUUGGAUCUUAUGGUUCGCAUGCUAGGAUUCUCUGAUGAAGAUAAGCAGAGGAUAGGUGUUGCUCAGCAAGGUGCAGGUAAAGGCGUUGUUCGCGGUGUUUUAGGUAUACCAGGUCGGCUAGUUGGUGGCCUUUGGAGUGGUGGUUCGGCUGAAUCUAAUGCAAAUAUGGCAUCUGAAAACCAGGUAUUGCUUCUUCUUUAUUGAUUGUAAACCCUAUAACAUAAGUUUGCAUCUGUUCUGGAGUCAGUUUACUUUGGUUUCUGUUCCUGAAGGGUGAUUUACCAUAUGCUUAGUAUUUCUUUUGAUUGAUAAGCUGACUCAAUAUAUCCUACAACCAGUACCGAACUUUGAUAAAAUUAUUCAUAAGUCCCCAUCACGUGGUCGCAGCCUUUUUUGGAAUCAACAGUCAAUGGUUAGGCUUGGAGAUUUUCCUCUCUUUCAUUGUUUGUAGUUAUGCACCACAAAGUUAGAUCCUAGAAUUCUCUGAAUUUGGAGAUUUCCGAGUUGCCAAUGACAAGUCUGUUUUGCUGUCGAUUUUCCGACAGUUUUGCUACAGACAUGGGUCCCACACACCCUUUGUGUCUCUUCUGUGACUAUUUUGUGGUUAACUUCCAUUUCUCUAGACUUUCUAAUAUUUUUAUGAUCAUCAUCAUUAUCAUUGAAUGAUCCUCAUUGCCACCUGUGUAUUUCGA
Molecule: messenger RNA, 1186 nt
Organism: Camellia sinensis
Lineage: Eukaryota; Viridiplantae; Streptophyta; Magnoliopsida; Ericales; Theaceae
Source: RefSeq, a predicted model, not a curated record